This is a messenger RNA of Bursaphelenchus xylophilus (pine wood nematode), 996 nucleotides long. NCBI's taxonomy places the organism in Eukaryota, Metazoa, Nematoda, Chromadorea, Rhabditida, Aphelenchoididae. The record is from the annotation of a GenBank genome assembly.
AUGAGGGGUUUGACGGUGGCCUUUGUCAGCUUUUUUUAUAUUGUACAUGGUCAAAAACUUUGUCCGGAUGGAAAUGAAGCGUUUGCCAGUAAGAAUGUAAAAAAAUAACUUGGAAAUCUUCGUAUUUUAGCUUGCGAAGGGGUCUGCGACCUCGAUCCAGAAUUAAGUUGCCUUGAUAUUGGAGGAACUUCGUAUUGUUGUAUGUUCUUUUCAAGUUGAUGUUAAGUAUAAUAUAAUAUAAAAAAAAACUUGGUGCUAGGUGACGGAACUUUUCUCACGACAACUCCUACGACUCCAACCACUCCCACGACUCCUACAACACCGACAUCAGCAAGUACGCCUACUACGCCAACAACCCCAACGACCCUAUCGGUUACCCCAUGUCCUAUUCAGACUCAACCGGACACCACAAAGGAUUGUGCGGUGAAAUCUGGGCUGUGCAAGGUCCAGGUAAGAUAAUAUAAAAAUUUUUGAUGAAUAUCGGGGAAAUUGAUAUCACAGUCUGCCAAAACUACGUCAAAUUUGUCUAUUAUACCUUUAAAAACUAAGCUGAAGCUAUUUGGCCAAAGAUUUUGGCUAAUAAUGACCAAUUUUAUAUUACACUUGAGUUCAACUUGACGCAUUGGAUAAAAACUACUAAAAAUAAUCACUUCCCCCACAAUUUCCUAAAAAACAACAAUUAGUUACCCUCGACAAUACAUAAUUUCACGAUUUCAGACCUAUCGAAAUCUAAUGGCAGCUAUGUGUUCACAAACUUGUUGUUUACCACCAGGAACCAAGAAACCUUCCCAGAACAAGCCAACUCAACCCUCGAACAAUCAGAAUUGCGUUGACCCAGAUCCCACAUGCAGUCAGCGGGAAGCGUACUGCUUAGUGAAGGUACCUAAACUUCAGAAACAACAAAUUAAAAACCUUACUUUCUAGUCGUAUCAAAAACUGAUGGAUAAGAAAUGCCCGAAUACCUGUAUCUGCAAAAGAAAGAAAAGCCAAGGCUAA